UUCAAAUUUGUCAAAAAAAUGGAAGAAUAUUCUCCCAUAGAAUCAGAUUUAGACGUGCCGACGUCUCCCCGCCAGCACUUCUUGUCGCUGGACUCCGGCAAAGACGUGGAUUUGAUCAAAACAGCCGACGAAAAUGCAAUUGAAAAAUUGCUGCAAGCGCUCCACGACGUUGACUACACCAUCAAGCAGAAGCUGGAGGUGGUGGAAAACCUGGACAUCACAGUGCAAAUCGUCAGUUUUAAAAUCUUCGAAGCCACGCAUGAAUUUAAGAAGAAAAUCGGUCUCGUGAAGGAUGAGAGAAACCGGCUGUUAUCAUCGAUUGAAAAUCGGUCCGAGUUGAGCUUGAUUUUGAACGACUUGGACCGGAAAAUCACCGAACUGGAGAAGCAACUCGACGAGAAAAUCCGCACUUUUAACACGGAGAAAAUUGGGUUGCAGGAACAAGCCGAAGCCAUUAUUUUCCAACUCGACGAAGACAUUUCUUUAAUGCAGCAAAAAUUCGAAGAGCUUAAAAGCGAGCUUAGUUUUGGUAAAUCCAACCUUUAUCGUGUGCAAAUCGAAGCAAUGAACCAAAAAUACACACCGUCUGUCGAAAAGUACGAGGAAAAUUUGCACUAUUACGAGAGAUUGCAACUAACAGGGUGGCGGGUCGAGCAAUCAGAAGUGAAACUCUCAGAACUUCUGGAAGAGCAAGGCUUGAAGUUCACUCCCUCUGGACGGCUUCUGACCCGGACCGGCAGUCUCCUCACGUUUCAGGAAGCCCAAGACAAGGGUUACUUCAAGGAAGUGAAGGUCUCCUUGGACAAAGUUUUCCAAUUCUUCAAAGAUCGCGACAAGUUGCGACUCCCCGACCGGUUACCUACACCAGACGCAGAUUUCAGCGAAAUUUGUAGCACUGUUGAGAGCAAAAUGUCGUCACAAGACGUCAAAUACUUGAAACAGUACGUGGGGAAGCCCCUAACCCUGGCCUUGGCCGAAAUAACCGCCAAAAUGCCAAGGGACCCUAUUCACUACUUGGGCCAUUACUUGUUCAAGUAUCGGUACAACCAGGAGCUGGAGGAGGUGCAAAAGAGGGAAAUUGAGGAACUGACCCAGGAACGGAAGCGACUGGCACAGGAAAAAUGGAAAAAAUUCGUCGAAGAAGAGGCGAGAAACGCCGUCAUCGAAAUGAUCCUUCGCGCGGAACAACUAGCGUACGAAAACGAGUUAAAACGAAUCGAGGAGGAACAAAUGUUAGCUCAGGAGGAGGAAGAGGGUGGUGAAGAGGAAAACGCGCAAAUGGCCGAGCUUUUGGAAGAAGCGCGCGACAAAUUCGAGUGAAACUUACCAACACUAGUCACGGCCCAUCCUUUGGAUCACCUGCGAAACAAAAUAAUAAAUUCAGUGUCGGCAAUGUUGUUUGUUCCUAUUUAAGCGGAGAGUUUGUAAUUUUGCAUCCGUUUUUGUACGCAAAAAUCCGUGCCUCAAAACAAUACAAGUACCUCACCUGUUAAAACGCAAUUCUUGACGAAUGCGGCGAGUUUAGUUUUCGAAAUGGACCUUGGAUGGGGACGCACACGUGGGUCUUCGAGGGGGCGUCCACGUCGCAUUUUACAAAACGAGUUUUGUGCGAAUUUUCCUCAGGCGUUGGGUUUAGUAAAACUCGAUUUUCUACAAAAGUCGCUCAAUGUUUGGGCUAAGACGUGAUUUAAACAAUGCCAAGCUGUGCCUGUUACUGAACUUUGAAAUUUAAUUAUACGAAAAGAAUCCAUUCAGGAUGUUUUUGAAUAAGGGUUGCUGAGUCUUGUUUUAGGGCAAACUGUUUUAACGAAACUUCAUAAAAUUAAGACCAUUUCCGUUUUCAAAGUCAAAUUGACGAAACUAGAGAUUCCGCAAAAACCGGUCCGAAAUUUCACUAAGUAUGACGUUAUUUUUGCCAUUUUUCGUGUUAACAGCUAGAAACGCAAUAAUUUUUUGUUAAAUUGUGAAUUUUUCUAUUGCGACCGCUGAAGCACGUUUGAAGAUAAAUAUUCGCUAAAUCGAUUGGAAAAAUUAUUAUUUUGGGGCGAAAAUGAAUCCUUUGCCGUUGCAUGUUGUGCGAAA
This is a messenger RNA of Tribolium castaneum (red flour beetle), 2082 nucleotides long. Its product is annotated as golgin subfamily A member 6-like protein 25. The transcript is spliced from 6 exons. Gene Ontology annotation, cellular component: Set1C/COMPASS complex. Bases 19 to 1320 code for a protein of 433 amino acids. The record is from RefSeq and is a predicted model, not a curated record. NCBI's taxonomy places the organism in Eukaryota, Metazoa, Arthropoda, Insecta, Coleoptera, Tenebrionidae.